Messenger RNA from Oryzias latipes (Japanese medaka), 2830 nucleotides. RefSeq names its product WD repeat domain 36 (gene wdr36). Lineage: Eukaryota; Metazoa; Chordata; Actinopteri; Beloniformes; Adrianichthyidae. Gene Ontology annotation, molecular function: protein binding. Gene Ontology annotation, biological process: rRNA processing. The record is from RefSeq and is a predicted model, not a curated record. Gene Ontology annotation, cellular component: small-subunit processome; Pwp2p-containing subcomplex of 90S preribosome.
UUUUUCGGGUCGGACUCAUUUCCGGUUCCCCGCCGCCGCGUGUGUUUUUGUUUCGGAGGCUCCGUUUCACCGUGUCUGUGGGUCUGCUGGCGGCAACAUGCCGACCGGCGGCAGCUCCCUUUUCUCCGGUUUCCGGGUCUUGGGUCUUUACUCCAACCACGUGCCGCACGCGUUCCGGUACCACGCGAAGCACCGGGAGUUCUACCUGGUGACGGCGUCGGGACAGCGCUUCCACACUUUCAACGUGAACCGACUCGGCAUCGUAGCUGUGAGCAACAGCCUGCAGGAUGACAUCACCUGCUUGGCCGCAGACCGGAUGCUGGUGUUCGCAGCGACGGGUCGUCUGAUCUGCUCCUUCUCCAGGAACAAAGAGGUGGUCAUGCGUUACCAUGGUCACAAACAGGAAGUGCAGCUGCUUCUUCCUCUGGGCGAUCAGCUGAUCUCCUCAGACUGCGGCGGUGAAGUCAUAGUGUGGGACGUGCAGGGGGGGCACGUUUACCUCCAGCUGAAGUUUGACCCCCUCAGCUUUGCCGUGUCGGCCAUCAUGCAUCCCAGCACCUACCUGAACAAGGUGCUGCUGGGCAGCUCCCAGGGUGCAUUGCAGCUGUGGAACAUAAAGAGCAGUAAACUGCUCUACACUUUCACUGGCUGGUCAGCAGGAGUCACGGCGCUGCAGCAGAGUCCUGCAGUGGAUGUGGUUGGCGUCGGCACGGCGACAGGCCGCAUCAUCAUCCACAACAUCCGCCUGGAUGAGACCCUGAUGAGCUUCACGCAGGACUGGGGGCCGGUCUGCUCGCUGUCCUUCAGGACAGACGGCCCCCCCAUUGUGGCGUCCGGCAGUCCUCAGGGCCACAUUGCAUUCUGGGACUUGGAGCGUCGACAGCUCGCUGCCCAGCAGAGACACGCCCACAGGACAGCUGUCGCCGGGGCAACGUUCCUGCAUGGCGAGCCACUGCUGGUCACCAACGGGGCGGACAACGCCAUCAAGGUGUGGAUAUUUGACCAAGAAGGGGGCGGAGCCAGACUGCUGCGCAGUCGACAGGGUCACAGUGCCCCGCCCAUUGUCAUCCGUCACCAUGGCAACGAUGGCAAGAACAUCUUGAGUGCAGGUCAGGACGGGACGCUGCAGUCCUUCUCCACGGUCCACGAGCGCUUCAAUAAGAACCUGGGUCAUGGGUCUGUCUGCAAGAAGAAGGAGAAGAAAAAGAAGAAGGGCUUGUCUUACGAGGAGCUCCGCCUCCCCGCCAUCACUGCCUUUUCUUCAGCUGUCACGCGUCAGUCGGAAUGGGAUGGGAUCGUGGCGUGUCACCGCGGCCGCCUCGCCGCCACUACCUGGAGUUAUUACCGGUCCACCAUGGGGGCCCACCACCUGCAGCCGCCGGGAGCCAAGAGGGGAUCCUUCGCCUCGGCUGUAGACAUCACCGCCUGCGGGAACUUUGCCGUGAUUGGUUCAUCCUGUGGCCGCAUCGACGUCUACAACCUGCAGUCCGGCCUACACCGCGGUUGCUUUGGUGACGGAGGGAAAGCUCAUGACGGGACGGUGAGAGGACUGUCCGUGGACGCGCUCAACCACAUGACCUUCAGCAUCGCCUCCGAUUCGCUGCUGAAGUUCUGGCGCUUCAAGACAAAAAAACAGGAAGACGUUCUGCAGUUGAGUUCAGUUCCAGGGACCCUGAAGCUGCACAGAGAGAGUGGGAUGCUAGCUUUAGCAUUUGACGACUUCACGCUGGCCAUCGUGGACAUAGAAACCAGACGGACGGUCAGGAAGUUUGCCGGUCACCGUGGAAACGUCAACGACAUGACGUUCAGCCCUGACGGCCGAUGGCUGGUCACCGUGGCCAUGGACUGUACCAUCCGGACAUGGGACCUCCCCUCUGGCAGUCUGGUGGACUGCUUCCUUGUUGCCGUGGCGCCCGUCAGCGUGUCCAUGUCACCAACGGGAGACUUUUUGGCGACGGCUCACGUGGAUCACCUGGGCGUGUUUCUUUGGACCAAUAAGAGUUUGUGUGGACCUGUGGGGCUCCGCCCCCUCCCAGCUGACUACCAACCAGCCGAGGAGACGAUUCCCGGCAUUACUGCUGAGGACGAAGACCUUGAAGUGCCUUCAGAGGAGGCUGACGAUGUGUAUCAGUCAGCUGAGCAGUUGGGGGCGGAGCUUGUGACUCUGUCUCUGCUGCCCGAGUCCCGAUGGAAGAGUUUGCUGCACCUGGAUGACAUUAAGAGACGGAACAGGCCUACGGCGCCCCCCACCCCUCCGCCCUCUGCCCCUUUCUUCCUGCCCACACUUCCUGGUCUGACACCUCGAUUCAGCUUACCUGCAACAGCUGACUCGGACGCACAGUCCAAGGUACUGCCUUUGGGUUUGCUGGCUCAGAGGUCCGAGUUCGGUUCUGCUCUGGAAUCCGCUCAGCAGUCCGGGUCAUAUGAUCCACCGCUGCGCCUCCUGAAGGACUUGGGGCCAGCCGCGCUCUCUGUGGAAAUCACCUGUCUAUCAUCAGAGGGGGGCGGAGCAGGCAGCCUGCUGCAUGCCUUCAUCUGCAUGAUUGACAGCAUGCUGGCCAAGGGGCGGGACUUUGACCUGGCUCAUGCGUACCUGGCUUUGUUCUUGAAGCUUCAUUUGGCGGCGGUGGCGCAGGAUGCGGUUGCCAUGGAAGCCCUGCAGCAACUGGCAUCCCGGCUGGAGGCCGUGUGGGCGGAGCUUAGAGCCUCAUUCAAUCAAUCCUUGUGUCUGCUGUCGUACACCAAAAGUGCACUGCUGUGACACGCGUGUUCUGCACGUGCACAGACACGUGCACAGACUGUUGUUUUGAUUAAAGUUGUUGUUUCUUCA